Alternaria arborescens is the source of this 975-nucleotide messenger RNA. RefSeq lists its product as hypothetical. The transcript has 5 exons. The record is from RefSeq and is a predicted model, not a curated record. NCBI's taxonomy places the organism in Eukaryota, Fungi, Ascomycota, Dothideomycetes, Pleosporales, Pleosporaceae. Gene Ontology annotation, molecular function: glutathione transferase activity. Bases 1 to 975 code for a protein of 324 amino acids. Gene Ontology annotation, cellular component: cytoplasm.
AUGUCUCCAUCUAGCACCAGCCAUGAUUUUGCUGAGAAAGACGGCCAAUUUCGUCGGAAACCCUCAGCGUUCCGCAGCCUCAUCUCUUCUGAUCCAAACUCGGAGUUCCCAGCAGAGAAAGAUCGAUAUGCCCUUUACAUCCACAUGGGCUGUCCUUGGGCGCAUCGUACGAACUUGGUGCGCAGUUUGAAAGGACUUGAGCAGGUUGUGCAGUUGAUUGUGUGGGAUACCUCCCUGGUACAUGAGAAGAAGGGAUGGGGUAUGUCCGGCAAACCCGGGUUCGAGAAAGAGCCACUCUAUGGUUAUACGAACUUGAGGCAGCUGUACGAAAGGGCCAAUCCGGACUACGAAGGGCGCUACCUCGUCCCAACGCUGUGGGAUAAGAAAAGACAAACAAUUGUAAACAAUGAGUCUAGUGAGAUCAUCCGGAUGUUUUAUACCGAGUUCGAUGCGCUCAUCCCAGAACAUCUCCGAGAGUCUAGUAAGGGCGACAAAGCUAUCUUGCCAGACCACUUGCGCAAGGAUAUCGACGCCAUGAACGAGUGGGUGUACGAUACGGUUAACAAUGGCGUAUAUAAGACUGGUUUUGCGCAGAGUCAGGAGGCAUACGAAGAGCAUGUCUACCCCGUUUUCGAGUCUCUCGAUCGCUUGGAGGAACACCUUUGCCAAUCAGGCCAUGGGCCGUAUUUGUUCGGCGAUCACAUCACUGAGGCAGAUAUCAGGUUGUAUCCCACACUCAUCAGAUUCGAUGUUGCAUACUUCACAAUCUUCAAAUGCAACCUAAAGAUGAUCCGGUAUGAAUACCCGCAGCUCCACGAUUGGCUGCGCAGGUUGUACUGGGAUGAGAGUGAAGCGACAAACUACGGUGCUUUCAAGAAGACAGUUGACUUUCAAGCGUACAAGGAGGGAUACUCGAAUGCUACGAAGGCGAAGAUCGUACCUGCAGGACCGAAACCUGAGAUCAUGCCCUUAUAG